Hyla sarda is the source of this 1063-nucleotide messenger RNA. RefSeq lists its product as uncharacterized. The transcript is spliced from 4 exons. Lineage: Eukaryota; Metazoa; Chordata; Amphibia; Anura; Hylidae. The record is from RefSeq and is a predicted model, not a curated record. Bases 1 to 963 code for a protein of 320 amino acids.
AUGGAAGAAUUUUCAGCGCCAGAGGAACGGGCAGCUAUUCGUACCUUGGAAGAACUUCUCCGAGAACAAGACACACCACAAGACCAACAGGUACCAUCCUGCAUAAAGAAGUGUUCCCAAAAAUUUCCCUCUUUAUCAUUAUACCCUCCUGUAGAAUUAUUUGUCAAACUAGUUACAAAACUAUUUGAAUCCUUUCUUGACACAAUUGUGCAGGAUAAUUUAACCAAGGAACAGUGCAAAUCAUUGAAACAUUUACGCAGUCUAAAUUAUGUGGUGUAUACAUCUGUGGACAAAGGUGGAAAUUUUGUGAUAUGGUCCAAAAAAAUGUAUGAGGCCGAAGUCUAUUGCCAACUUCGAGAUCAGACAUGCUAUAAAAAGUUAACGUUCAAUCCAUUAUCUAAAUUUCAAUGUGAAUUACACUCUAUCUUACAUUCUGCUGUAUAUGGUAAUAUCAUCUCUAAAGAUCUAUCUGAAGCUUUGAGAGUCCCACACCCAGUGACCGCCACCUUAUGCCUACUACCUAAAGUGCACAAGAAUCCAACUAGAUCACCAGAUUUAUUGCAACGUAUCAAAGGCAUACAUCUGGAACCUGACACAUUAUUAGUGACCUGCGAUAUUGAAUCCCUGUAUACCAGCAUUAGACACACAGAUGGAUUGACUGCCACCAAAUUCUUUCUAACUUCCAGCAACUACAAACCAGAAAUGCAUAUUAUAAAAGCAGUACCGUAUGGACAAUAUUUACGAGCCCGAAGAAUAUGCUCAUCUGAAGAAAACUUCAAAAUUCAAGCUGAUGACCUACGAAAACGGUUCCGAAAUAGAAGCUAUAGCAACCAUAAUUUGAAGUAUGCUUACAAUAGAGCUAAACAGCAAUCACGUUAUCAACUUUUACAACCUAAACAGAAAAAGAACGAAGAUGACCAGAUUCUUCAGGAUCUAAGAAAUAUAGCAUCAGACGGAACAUAACAUGCUCAACAAAAACUGUUGUAUAUUAUGCAACUUGCCCUUGUUCAAUGAUCUAUAUUGGCCUAACGACUUGUGCUCUAAAGGUACGGACACGCAAACA